AGAGCUUCCGUACUUAAAUGUCACAUGACGAUCACAAAAAACUUUUGGCUCGAAAGGUCUUGUGUCCCUGUAGUGAGUUUUUAAGCCAAACAUAUUAUUUAUUCUUAGUUUUUAAAUAAUUUGGGAUGACAGAGACAAAGCGUGCUCGGCCAGAAGACCUUCUCGAAGGGUUAUCUAAUAGCGAUGACUUAAAAAAACGCAAAAUGGCUCAUGGAGAAAAUCAUAUGAACAAUGGAGAUGACAAAGGUCUAACGUCGGACGAAAUCAUGGCAGUUAGAAGAAAACACAUUGGGAAAUCAUGUAAGGUUCAUUUUGCAAAGUCCCCACCAAAAAUCACCCACGGCAGAGGACAGUAUCUGUUUGAUGAUAAAGGAAACAAGUGCAUAGACUGUAUGAAUAAUGUAACACAUGUUGGGCAUUGCAAUCCACGAGUCAUCAAAGCAGCGCAUGACCAGAUGUGUAUCUUGAAUACCAACAAUAGAUUUCUCUAUGACAACAUUAUACACUAUACUAAACGGCUUAUCUCCAAAUUCCCACCUCAUCUUAGUGUUUGUUAUUUUGUAUGUUCUGGAUCGGAAGCCAAUGAUCUUGCCUUAAGAUUAGCAAGAACACACACUAUGCGACAUGACACUAUUGUCGUUGACAGAGCAUACCAUGGACAUACUUCAGCACUCAUAGAUGUCAGCCCAUACAAAUUUAAUGCCCUAGGGGGUGAGGGCAAGAAGGACUUUGUCCAUGUCUGUCCUUGUCCUGAUCCCUACCGGGGGAAAUAUAAGGGAUAUGGCAAAGAAACUGGAGAACUGUAUGCCAAUGAAGUCAAGACCUUGAUAAACAAUGCAGAAAAUGAUGGUCGAAAAAUUGCAGCUUUUAUAUGUGAGUCAAUGCAGGGGUGUGGAGGGCAGAUAAUAUAUCCAGAAGGCUUCAUGAAGAAUGCCUUUAAGUAUGUUAGAGAGGCAGGUGGAGUAUGCAUUGCAGAUGAAGUCCAGGUUGGAUUUGGUCGAACUGGAAAACACUUCUGGGCAUUUGAAAGUCAAGAUGCAACGCCUGAUAUAGUCACCCUUGGUAAACCAAUCGGCAAUGGGCAUCCACUGGCUGUUGUUAUCACGACUCCUGAGAUCUCAGAAUCAUUCGCAGCUACUGGAAUGUCCUACUUUAACACAUUUGGUGGUAACCCUGUGUCCUGUGCUGUCGGUAAUGCAGUGUUAGACAGCCUCAAGGAGGACAACCUUGUACAAAAUGCUAUAGAGGUUGGGGAAGCUUUCCUUGAAAAGUUGAGAGCUCUGCAGCAGAAACACGAGUUGAUUGGUGAUGUGAGGGGUAUGGGACUAAUGAUUGGUGUGGAGUUAGUAAAAGAUCGAGAUACUUUAGAACCAGCUACUGCCGAAGCAAUGCAUAUGGUUUACAGGGCCAAGGAUGAGUUUGUUUUUGUCAGUGCUGAUGGCCCCCAUGAAAAUGUUCUCAAGAUCAAGCCACCAAUGUGUUUCUCACAUGAAGAUGCUGAUUACGUCACCAAGGCAUUUGACAAGAUUCUUACAGAGAUGCAUGAUGCCGAAAAUGGACCAAAAUGAAGUGAAUCAUACCAGCUGAGCCAUAGUAUUAAAUCGUUCUUGAUUUUAAUUACUUAAAAGUAAUGAACUUACAGUUAUCAAUUAACUACGGUCUACUGAGGUAUACUGAACCAACUAUAUUUUGUGCAAAUGUUUUGCAAAGUUUUUGUGGAUAUAUGGCAUGUCACUCUAUACCGAUCCUUCUAAGCUUAUCUAGCCGAGUUUACGCACUGUAAUCUACGGUCUACUGAGGUAUACUGAACUUAUUAUAUUUUGUGCAAAUGUCUUACAAAGUUUUUUGUGAAUAUAUAGUAUGGCACUCUAUACUUAGCUUAUCUAGCAGAAUUUACACACUUUCAAAAUAGUUUUUAAGUCAGAAGAGCUGUUUAAAUUUAAUAAUAUUGGGCCAUUUUCCUCAAUAGAGCUAAAUAGAUGCCAAAAACAAAUCCUUGAGAAACUGACGUCAUGGAUAUCAAACAUCCAGGGCUCGUAAGAGCCAUGCAGAUAAAUGGCGGACAGUAGUUAGAUGAUUCAAACUCUAAAUUUUAGCUUAGAUGUGAUAAACUAUUUUAAUAACAUCAGAAUUUUCUUCUUCUAAACUAGUUUAAGUUGUUUUGAUUAUGCCACAGCAAGAAAAUAUACAUAAUUUUUUUACCAUAAAUAAUUUACAGCAAUAAUAAUCAAUUAUAUUUUUUAUGUAGAUAUUAUUGGGAUGGAGGGUCCAACAUGUUCCCUCCAUGGGGGAAGGUAUGGAUAUUUUCUGACAAGGUAACAAUAGUUAAUUACAGUAUAUCUAGAAAAAUAUAUUCAUAUUUAACAAAUAAAACACCUUUUUCUGUGUUCCAUUUGAACAGUAAUAAAGCACGCUGCAAGUGACGCAAGCAUGAAAGAAGCGUAAGGAAAAACAUGAGCCUUAGGCAGUCAAGUGCUUCUCACACUUCUUGAGUGCUUAUUUCUCUUCCUAAGUGAUUUAUUACUGAAUGGAGCAUGGACAAGGCUGUUUUAUUUGUUAUAUUUAUAGUGAUUAAUCUUAUUUUGGUAUUGCAUUAAUUUAUGAAAAAAAGAUGGUCACAAGAUCUACAGUAGCAGCACUUCGUGCUCGCGGAUAUUAUCAGCACUGUGUUCUGUUCACUAAUAAAGCAUAGUUUUCGACCAAUCAGCAUACAUAUACUAUCCUAACUCUAUAAUAAUUACUAAUAUAUAAUAUUUUUUAAACAAAAACUCCAUUUUGGGUAGUGGUAACUGCAGUGAGAGAGAAUCAAGGAGCUCCUGAGGUUGUAAUGUAUUGUAUUUUUCUUACUAGAGAAAAGAUUCUCAAAUUUUUAGGAUUUGAAACAAUGGACCACUUUAACGAUAUGGUGGCCAUCUUGGAUUGCAAAGCAUUAUGGGGCAUCCAGGGGGUAAUUAAAGCUUUGUUGCAGCAAUGACAUCCUUUGAUAUUAACAGCUCACCACACAAAAAAUACGACAUAAGAUGAAUGAAGACGCCACAUCGGACACCUUUACCCAUAAAAGAAAACAUGCAAAACUCUAUGUAUUAUAAAUCAUCUUUGAAUUGUUUUGCCCCCUGGCAAGAUGGCCACUGUUUUGUUGAAGUAGUCUAUUUGAUAGCAAGGGACAUGAAAUUAAGUGGGUCCUGCUGGCAGGCUCUAUUCAAAAAGUACCUGUCUAAACAACGAAACAUGUUUCCAGAAACGUCUCCUUAAUGUUUCCAAAGGUGGCAAAACUGUCAGGAAACAUCGGCAAACAUUGUUUCCAUGUGUCUUGGAAGCAUGAAAUGUUUCUGCCACACAGCUAAAACAUUUUUUGCAUCUUGAAAGAAAAUUUUUUUGCAUGCGCUGCAAUGUUUCACAUGUGGCUAAACUGGGAAACUGGGAAACAUUGCAAAACAUACGCACGGUAAACAUGUUUCCUUGUUUAGCCAGGGCCUUAGAAAUUAAAAUAGAACCGAAAAAAAGUUUAAAUGGAAGAGAAUGGGAAGUUCCUGGGGAGUAGAGGGGCCUUUUUACAGAUUUUCCUCCAAGGUGGGGGUAUAAAUAUUAUCUGGAAUUACACAAUAAUGCUGUGAAGGUUUACUAAACAAAUUCGAUAGCUUGACUAUUUAUUAUUGCUUAUAAAAAA
Actinia tenebrosa (Australian red waratah sea anemone) is the source of this 3667-nucleotide messenger RNA. Its product is annotated as ethanolamine-phosphate phospho-lyase. Gene Ontology annotation, cellular component: mitochondrion. NCBI's taxonomy places the organism in Eukaryota, Metazoa, Cnidaria, Anthozoa, Actiniaria, Actiniidae. Gene Ontology annotation, molecular function: pyridoxal phosphate binding; transaminase activity. The record is from RefSeq and is a predicted model, not a curated record.